Molecule: messenger RNA, 1288 nt
Organism: Calliphora vicina (urban bluebottle blowfly)
Lineage: Eukaryota; Metazoa; Arthropoda; Insecta; Diptera; Calliphoridae
Gene: dbe
Product: KRR1 small subunit processome component homolog dbe
Exons: 1
Coding region: 101-1135 (344 amino acids)
Cellular component (GO): small-subunit processome; nucleolus
Molecular function (GO): RNA binding
Source: RefSeq, a predicted model, not a curated record
UGGUCACACGUGCAUUUCUACACAAAUUUUUUUUGAAGAAAAUUUACUAAAAUUUAACCAGAAAAGCUAACAAAAUAGGGAAACAUAAUUUCAAUAAAAAAUGAGUGAUAGUGAGGGGGAAGAACAACCCAAACGCUCCAAUGAGCCGAUAGAAAAUGCUUGGGCCAUGAAAAUACCAAACUUUAAACCAGAAGACAAUCCUAAUGGUUUGGUAGAGGAGUCGGCCUUCGCAACCCUAUUUCCAAAGUACCGUGAGAAAUACCUUAACGAAGUAUGGCCCCUGGUGCAACAAGCUGUGGCUGAGCACAAUCUUAAAGCCGAAUUGGAUUUAAUAGAAGGCAGUAUGGUGGUGAAGACAACACGUAAAACCUGGGAUCCCUAUAUUAUCAUCAAAGCCAGAGACAUGAUUAAGUUGAUGGCACGUAGUGUACCAUUCGAACAGGCCAAACGUGUGCUACAAGAUGAAAUCGGUUGUGAUAUUAUUAAAAUUGGAAAUUUAGUGAGGAAAAAGGAAAAGUUUGUGAAAAGACGUCAGAGACUUAUUGGGCCCAACGGAGCCACCUUAAAAUCUAUUGAAUUAUUAACAGACUGUUAUGUUUUGGUUCAGGGCAACACGGUGGCCUCUCUGGGUCCCUAUAAAGGUUUGCAACAAGUGCGUGAAAUCGUUAUAGACACCAUGGAAAAUGUACAUCCCAUUUAUAAUAUCAAAGCCUUGAUGAUCAAAAAGGAGCUGAUGAAAGAUCCCAAAUUGGCAAAUGAGGACUGGUCACGUUUCUUGCCCAAGUUUAAAAAUAAAAAUAUCAGCAAACGUAAGCAACCGAAGAUUAAGAAACAGAAGAAGGAAUACACACCCUUCCCACCGGCUCAACCGGAAAGUAAAAUUGACAAAGAAUUGGCUUCUGGUGAAUAUUUCCUUAACAAGGAACAAAAACAAGCGCGCAAACAACAUGAACGUGAAUCGAAACAAGUUGAAGCUAGUAAGAAACAACAGGAAAAACGUCAAAAAGAUUUCAUACCUCCAACCGAAGAUUUGCCCUCAUCAUCGAGAAAACGGCCUGCUGGUGAGGAUAACAAACUGGAUGUUAAGGCUCUGAAAGCUAAAGUGGCGAAAGCUAAUAAGAAAAUGAAAUCGUAGAGAAUAGAAUUAAAAUUUAUUUUAGUUAAUAAGAACAGUUUUUUUGCUUUUCCUUAAAUAAGUAAGAUUUUAUUAAUGGAUUUUAUUUAAUUUACAAUAAUAAAAGAUUCAAAUAUAAAAAAAAUAUAUUUUGGGUUGAUAAUACAAUGGAAA